AUGACUGCAGUCGAAGUUGAGGAGAUGCAGGGCGGAGGGUUGCAGACCGCCAAGGACCUGUUCGCAGGUGCUGUGGGAGGAGUUGCACAGGUCUUGAUCGGCCAGCCCUUUGACAUUGUCAAAGUCCGACUCCAGACUACCAACCAGUACUCGGGCGCUGUGCACGCUGCCGCCUCCAUUUACAGAAACGAGGGCGCCCUCGCCUUCUACAAGGGAACCCUCACGCCUCUGCUGGGCAUCGGAGCAUGCGUCUCAAUCCAGUUUGGUGCCUUCCACGCCGCUCGCCGGUGGUUCGAGGCUCGCAACGCCGCCAACCCCAGCCUCAAGGCCAACGACUUGAGUUAUGGACAGUACUUUGCCGCGGGUGCCUUUGCCGGCGUCUCCAACGCAGUGCUGUCGACGCCCAUAGAGCACAUCCGUAUCCGUCUGCAGAGCCAGCCUCACGGCGAUGCGCGUCUCUACAACGGGCCCUGGGACUGUGUCCGCAAGCUCAGCGCGCACCAGGGCGUCCUCAGAGGAAUCUACCGCGGCACCGCCGUCACCGUCUACCGCGAGGCCGCCGCCUACGGAGCAUGGUUCACCGCGUUCGAGUAUCUCAUGAACCGAGACGCUGCCCGCAACAAGGUCGACCGCAGGGAGAUCCCGGCCUGGAAGGUUGCCUUCUACGGUGGCCUGGCCGGAGAGGCGCUCUGGCUCGCGAGCUACCCCUUCGAUGUCAUCAAGAGCAAGAUGCAGACUGAUGCAUUCGGCCCCGACCAAAAGUACCCGACCAUGCGCAGCUGCUUUGCUGCCACCUGGCGAGCCGAUGGCUUCAAGGGCUUCUGGAGAGGCAUCUGGCCGACUCUGUUCCGUGCCAUGCCCGUCAGCGCUGGUACUUUUGCCGUUGUGGAAAUGACCCUGAGAGCCAUCAACUAA
Molecule: messenger RNA, 915 nt
Organism: Metarhizium acridum CQMa 102
Lineage: Eukaryota; Fungi; Ascomycota; Sordariomycetes; Hypocreales; Clavicipitaceae
Product: carrier protein ymc1
Biological process (GO): mitochondrial L-ornithine transmembrane transport
Cellular component (GO): mitochondrion
Molecular function (GO): L-ornithine transmembrane transporter activity
Source: RefSeq, a predicted model, not a curated record